Messenger RNA from Closterium sp. Naga37s-1, 507 nucleotides. The record is from the annotation of a GenBank genome assembly. Lineage: Eukaryota; Viridiplantae; Streptophyta; Zygnematophyceae; Desmidiales; Closteriaceae.
AUGGCUAGCCUUCAAGGAGCCUUCCGCGAAGCAGCCUCCGAAGGGCAGCACAAGAAGCCUGAGAAGCAUGACGUCAGCGAGAGCGGCGAGAGCGGCGAUGCCGCCUGGCAGGCUCAAACGGAGCAGAUGAGCGGGGGCGGGGGAGGAGAAGAAAAAGCGCACGCGGAGGGGUCGGAGGCGGUGCGCGCGGAACAGGCAGAGGCGUACGAGAAGGACAUGGAUGACUACGGGUCGGCAUACGCGACGCGGUCGUCGGACGAGGGAUUCGGGCAGAUCUACGGGGAACCCGUGACGCACUUCGGCGUGCGUGGCAGAGUGGGCAACGCACCAGCAGCGUGGACGAAGGAGGAAUCGAAGCUGGAACACACGGGGGAACCAGCAGGUCGAGAGGAGUACGACAGGAGCCAGGGCGCGCCGGUGGGGCAGACGGAGGAGGGGCGGCACGCCGUUCGUGAGAAAGCCAUGACGCAGGAAGCGGAGGGAGGUGCUCAGGGGUACAAGAGUUGA